AUGAGCGGCGGCGCCACGGAGGGCCCCGGGGCCGGCGAGGCCGCACCGACCGGCGGCGGCACCAGGAAGCGGGACUCGCUGGGGACGGCGGGCUCGGCGGCGCAGCUCAUCAUCAAGGAUCUUGGAGAAAUUCACUCAAGGCUCCUAGAUCACAGGCCCAUCAUUCAAGGUGAAGCCCGUUAUUUCGUGAAAGAAUUUGAAGAGAAGCGUGGGCUUCGAGAAAUGCGCGUGCUCGAGAACCUCAAGCACAUGACCCAGGAGACCAGUGAGCAGACCCUGCCCCGGUGCCAAGAGGCCAUGGAGCUCAGCCUGCGCCCCCUUCUGCAGACAGUGCAAGCCGCUGCUGCGUCCGCCAGCCGCCUGCAGCAGAGGGAGCGAGACCGGAGACAGAUUCUGAACGACCAUUUAAUAGCUAGUGAGAAGAAGCAGCGAGCCCAGUGGGAGGCGUUCAUGACACAGCAGCGUGGCGAGCAGGCGGCCGUGGACGAGGAGCACAGCCGGGCCCUGGGCAGGCUCAGGGCACAGUACGCACAGAUGGAGAAGGAUCUGGCCAAGUUCUCCACCUUCUAACUCUCGCGUGGCCGGACAAGCUCCCGAGAUGGCCCUGCCUCCCCAGAACCGCCCGCCAGCCCUGCAGCCCCUGCUCCGAGCUUUGCAGCAGACUGUGUGUUCUCUCGUGCAGAAGAAGAAAGCUUCACCGGGCCUGCACCAAGUGCAGGCUAGGUGCGCACACCCUCCCCCAGCUCUCGGGGGCCCGUGGGUGACUCAGAGAGGAGCUGGCAUGCGUCUUCUGGUUGUCACUGCUGCCCUUCCCGUUCCCUGUCUCAGAGGCCGUUGGCAGAGAUGCAGAGAAGUGCUUUCACUCCCUCAUCCCACAUGCAGGGCACGUGGAGGUCCCUGAUCGGGGCUCACACAGCUGUCACGGCGGCCUGCAGCUGGCAGGGAGAUGGUGCGCGGUCCCCACCGGUGGUGGAGCCAGGUGGCGGGUGGACAUGGGUGGCCCCCGGCCCUGCAGGACUCUGGUGAUCCGCAGGGCAGUGCGAAGCCGUGAGCCCCCCGGGCACAGGACACUUGGGCUGGGUUUUGUGUCUAGCACUUAAGUGUCCAGCUUUGAAAACAGGCGUGGGAGGAAAAGCUUGGCAAAAGUAUAUUGACUUUCACCUUCCCCAGAGCCAUCGACUUGGGCUGGUGCCUAACCUCCCGUGUCCAUCUGCUUUGCUGUGGCGGCUGUGUCCGAGAGGCUCCGUCCACGUUGUUCUGGCCACUCAGUGAGGAGGGCCCAGCCCCUGAGGAGCCAGCUGGUGGCACAGCCUCACGCAGGGCUGGCCCCAAGCCCACCCAACGUGUGCCCUGGGUCACCACCGGUGAGCCCCACCGGUCUGCGAGUCCUGUCUCAUGAGCAGGUGUCAGGACAGGGCAGGCACCCCUGUCACUACGGGUCCCCAGAAGUCUGCACUCCACGCUGUGCACAGGCCCCAACUCUGCCCUUCACAUAAACCAAGCAGAAUGAAAUGCAGCAAUUUCAGGAGAUGGAUGGAGAGAGAAUUUGAAGUCUGGGUAAAUCUUCCAGGUAUCUCCUCACCACUGCCCAGCUGGCGCGUGCUGAUGCGGGGGCGCAUGCUGGGUCGCGGCUCGGCUGCCCCAGGCCUUGCGCUGCCUGACUGUCAGAAGUGGGUGAAAGUAACAGAAGAGAUAAGGAUUUGAGAUUUCCUUCAACUGGAUGUUUACCAGCUCCCCGUUGCAACUGCCGCUGGACAGCGCGCCAGCUGUCCUCUCGUCUCGGGGAGGCCCCGAGCUGGGGCCACAGAUCACUGGGGUUUCCUUAACUCUCUCUCCAUGGAUGGAGAAAACCAUACUCCAGAGAUAACCCCACGUGAGGUGGGAGGGGGCCUUCCACGAGGCCUGCUGCACUCUGUAAGUUUAUGGUGUGAUGUAAUACAUUCCCUUAAAAUGGAGUAAGUACAGAUUUUGAAAAGCUGCAAGUCAAGUCACUUUUUUUAGAACAAUGUAACCUGAAAUGCUUGACCAGCUUUUUUGGGAAAUACUUGUUUCAGAAACAAUGAUUUAUCAAAUUACCCCCGAGAUCACAGUUACAAGAUAAAUGUGUUAAGUGUCAGUUGCAUGUUAAAUUUGCUUGAAGGCUUAGUUGAAAUAAAAUUAUAUAAAUGAGGACAUUAAUAUUACUAAGAAAGAUCGUGAUGCUAAAGACUUUCCUUC
Talpa occidentalis (Iberian mole) is the source of this 2217-nucleotide messenger RNA. RefSeq names its product biogenesis of lysosome-related organelles complex 1 subunit 5-like. The transcript has 5 exons. Bases 1 to 570 code for a protein of 189 amino acids. The record is from RefSeq and is a predicted model, not a curated record. NCBI's taxonomy places the organism in Eukaryota, Metazoa, Chordata, Mammalia, Eulipotyphla, Talpidae. Gene Ontology annotation, cellular component: BLOC-1 complex; transport vesicle.